GUUAGAGAGAGAGAGCACGACAUUUUUAGGUGCAUUUAUUUGAUCUGCGCAAGGCGAGGCGAGGCGAGGGAAGGCAAGGUACGGACGGUCCGGUGGAUAAGCUAGCUAGCUGUGGGAAAGAGACGAGACGAAAAGACAAAAAGACAAGACGAUUACGGUUACAGUUCUAGUUACGGUUACGGUUACGACGAAGGCUGUAUAAGGAGGUUAUUGAUUGGAUAAUUGGAUGAUUGGAUAAUUGAACAAUUGGACUCGAAUUAGCCUUACAUUACGACGAUUGGGGUGAUUGGACAAUUGGACAAUUGGACAAUUGGGCAAUUGAGUUGCGAAUUCUAGAAUCGCAGGUUCGCGGGUUCGCAGAUACAGAAUUGUGCGAUUGAGAUAAGAUAAGACGAGGCAAGACGGGACACGAUAUACUAGAGACGGACGUCUGGUUUCUUUGUGCGAUAUGGCUGGGAUGGGUACAAGGGAUUUGGAUGGGGAUGGGAAUGUGGAUGUGGAUGGAAGGAAAAGGGAAAGGGAGGGAUAUUCAAGGUCGCGUGGGGUUCGGACGGAUUUUAAUGCGAAUGCGAAUGCAAAUGCAAAUGCAAAUGCUCGUUCGACGGAUACGUUGCAAUUGAGAUUGGGUGCGUCGGAUUCGAAUACUUUGGAUGCGAAUAGUGAGUUGAGAGAGGGAGAGAAUAUAUAUACAAGUGGACAAACUCUAAAUCCAGUGACGAGGAUUGAUAGUGGAGGUGGAAGUGGGAGCCCCUGUGAUUUUGCUAGCAGCAGAGGAAGUCAAAGGGUUAAAGCAGGAAAGAGACAGAGGAUUGAUAGUAUUUUGGAAGAGGCUAGGUGUAGGAAGGUUAUGAUGGAUAAUGGGGAUGGGGAUGAGGGUACAAGCUCUGCGAAGGGAGGAAAUAACAAUGAGAGUCAAAAUUCUGACAGAAGAGAAUAUGCGACUGGGAAUGGAAAUGGAAAUGGAAAUGGGACUGAACAUACAAAUGGCAGAGAAAGUAGAGGCGAAAGUAGCGCAGAUGAAGAAACGAGUGUAUUGCGACGAAGAUCAGAUAUAAAUUAUGGAGGUGUUGGUGUCGGAAUCGCUUCAUCCAUUACCGCGGAUACGACUAAUGGAAAUAAUAGUAUGAAAAGGAAGUCUGGAACAAACGAUCCAAAUAAGAGCGGAGGGUUAUUGGGAACAGGAAGAGGACGAGUAUUUUCAGGGACCGAGGCUGAGAGAGAAGCAAAUAAUAACAGACGGGUGAAUAGCGAUAAUAUGGGAGAAAUCGAACAUAGAAGAAAGGUAAAAGGAAAGAUUGGAAAAUGGUGGGAGAGAAUGGUAGAAGAAUAUGGAAGUAUUGAGUUGGAGAAUAAGGGGAGUGUUGCGAGAGAUCAUUUGGCACUUGGUUUGUACUUCGUUUCCUUUUUAUCGCUAAUUUUGUUAUCGGUUGGCGCGUGAUACUUUUGUCAUACAUUUGUGUUUGCUGAUUAGUAUGUCGAUGAUUUGGUUUUGUUGAUUGCUGACUAGAGGCUGUGGAUAGAAAGGACAUUUUUAGCUUGGUUACGAACUUCCCUCGCUUUCGCUAGUAUUGGAAUUGCUAUCACUCAACUGUACGUCUCCUUCCCUUCUCCCCUUCUUUCCAUCCCUUCCUGCUUCGUCCCCUGCCUAUAUAUGCCCCCUCACUAACAUCCACCCCUAGUUUCCGCCUCAACACCUCUUCCUCCUCCUCCAGCCACGCCCCAUCCAACCCCUCAGAUCCCAGAAACCAUCUCCGUCACCUCGGCAAACCUCUCGGCGCAACUUUCGUCGGUAUAUCCAUUUUGAUGCUCUCGGUAGGUUUUCAUCGAUAUUUCGAAGGCCAGUUUUAUAUUAUUAGGGGAAAGUUUCCGGCUAGUAGGGGGAGUAUUGCUCUUGUGGCGCUUAUUACGGGGAUGCUGAUGGUGACUAGUUUGGUGGUUGUGGUGGUGGGGAAUAGAGGGGGUUGGGAGAAGUAGGGUGAGGGGAGUGCGGUGGUGGAGGGAAGGAUGUUCGGGUGGUUUUAGGGGGUUUGAAGGGCUUCUUGGUUGGGUGAUAUGGAGAGGGUAUGGAUAUGGAUAUAUAUUUGGUUUUGGGAAUAUAUCUAUAACUGGGACGGAGUUGGAUUUUCGCUUUUGAAGAGAGGGUGUACACUUAUGAUACUCUUUGUGAGAAGCACACGGACGGGUUAAUAUAUAUACAUAUACACAAUACAAAACAUUAUUAAUAUUAAACCAUGAAGUUUUGAUAUUUUGAU
Molecule: messenger RNA, 2252 nt
Organism: Sclerotinia trifoliorum
Lineage: Eukaryota; Fungi; Ascomycota; Leotiomycetes; Helotiales; Sclerotiniaceae
Source: the annotation of a GenBank genome assembly